Panicum virgatum (switchgrass) is the source of this 1973-nucleotide messenger RNA. Its product is annotated as cytochrome P450 709B2-like. Lineage: Eukaryota; Viridiplantae; Streptophyta; Magnoliopsida; Poales; Poaceae. The transcript is spliced from 3 exons. The record is from RefSeq and is a predicted model, not a curated record. Gene Ontology annotation, molecular function: oxidoreductase activity, acting on paired donors, with incorporation or reduction of molecular oxygen; monooxygenase activity; iron ion binding. The coding region runs from base 173 to 1729 and encodes 518 amino acids.
CCCGCUCCGAGCCUCUCACAUUCCACAAUCCACACACAAGCAAACACGCGCAGUCUCUCUGAAGAGUCCCCUACGAACCGGACAGAUCCAGCAGCCAGCCACAGAGAAGAUCGACUUCCUCCUCGCCGGCCGUGCAAAGUGAUCGAGUGAGUGACCUCCCGCGCGGCGCGCCAUGGGCGGUCUGGCAUGGAUGGUGGCCGCGGCCGCCGCCGCGGUGGCGGCGUCGUGGGCGUUCAACGCGCUGCUGCUGCACCUCGUCUGGCGCCCCUACGCCGUCACCCGGAGGAUGGCCGCGCAGGGCGUGCGCGGGCCGGCCUACAGGUUCUUCUUCGGGAACCUCGGCGAGAUGAGGCGCCUCCGCGCCGAGGCCGCGGGCGCCACGCUCGCCGUCGGCGACCACGACUUGGUCCCCCUGGUGAAGCCCUACCACCGCAAGUGGAUGUCGCUCUACGGCCGGUUGUUCUUGUACUGGAACGGGGCGACGCCGAACGUGUGCGUGGCGGACGUGAACGUCGUCAGGCAGGUGCUCUCCGACCGCACCGGGCUCUACCCCAAGAACCUCACGAACCCGCACAUUAGCCGCCUGCUCGGCAAGGGGCUCGUCUUCGCCGACGGCGACGACUGGAAGCGCCACCGCAAGGUCGUGUACCCGGCCUUCAACAUGGACAAGCUCAAGAUGAUGACGGCGACCAUGUCCAACUGCGCUCGGUCUAUGAUGUCCGAGUGGGAGGCGCAGCUGGCCAAGGCGCCCGGCGGCGUGGAGAUCGAGAUGAGCAGCCGGUUCGAGGAGCUCACCGCCGACGUGAUCUCGCACACGGCGUUCGGGAGCAGCUACAGGGAGGGGCGGCAGGUCUUCCUGGGACAGAGGGAGCUCCAGUUUAUCGCCUUCUCCACGGCCUUCAAUGUCCAGAUCCCGGCGUUCAGGUACCUCCCAACGGAGAAGAACCUGAGGGUAUGGAAGCUGGACAAGCAGGUGAGGACCAUCCUCAUGGGCAUCAUCGAGAGCCGGCUCGCCGCCAAGGACACCGCCGGCUACGGGAACGACCUGCUCGGGCUGAUGCUGGAGGCGUGCGCGCCGGAGCACGGCGGCGAGAGCCCGGUGCUGAGCAUGGACGAGAUUAUCGACGAGUGCAAGACCUUCUUCUUCGCGGGGCACGACACCACCUCGCACCUCCUCACCUGGGCCUCGUUCCUGCUGAGCACGCACCCGGACUGGCAGGACAAGCUCCGGGAGGAGGUGCGGCGGGAGUGCGGCGACCAGGAGCCCAACGGCGACAUGCUCAACAAGCUCAAGCUAGUGAACAUGUUCCUCCUGGAGACCCUGCGGCUAUACGGCCCCGUGUCCAUGAUCCAGAGGAAGGCGAGCUCGGACCUCGACCUUGGUGGCAUCCGGGUGCCCGAGGGCGCCAUCGUGACGAUCCCAAUUGCGACGAUCCACCGUGACAAGGAGGUCUGGGGCCAGGAUGCUGGCGAGUUCAAACCCGAGAGAUUUGAGAAUGGGGUGACAAGGGCGGCCAAGCACCCGAACGCGCUGCUAUCCUUCUCCAGCGGGCCGAGGUCGUGCAUCGGGCAGAACUUCGCCAUGAUCGAGGCCAAGGCUGUGGUCGCCAUGAUCCUGAAGAAGUUCAAGCUCGAGCUGUCACCCAAGUACGUGCACGCGCCCAUGGAUGUGCUCACACUGCGGCCCAGGCAUGGGCUUCCCAUGAUCCUCAAGCGUCUGGAGGCGUAAGAGUCGCGCUCUGCACAUGCAUGCUGCAGACGGAGUAGUAUCUGUCAGUUCGAAAAAAUAUAUUUUUAAUUCAUUUUCAUUUGAUGUGUUGUAAUUUUGUUGGAUUCAUAAGUAAUGAAAUUUGGGCAUGACCCCUAGUGUAAAAUUUUCAUUUGACAUGUAAAAUAUAUAGAACUACAGCCAGUAUAUGUAAGUUUUAGAUUGUUAUGUUAUUUAUAAAAGUUUUGAGAUUUCUCUUGCAUCA